CCGCCUUUUCCGGUUUGUUGAGCGUUUGUUUUCAUCCGCGGUGUGCGCAGGUCGUCGGAGUGGGCGUUCCUCUGUGUUCGUUCGCUGACUGUUGAUGCUGAGCAGGCUUUUCGGUAAUUCGACCAGAUGUUUCUCCCUACUCUCGUAGAGGACAUGCAUCAUUUUAAACCAAGUCGGGAUAGACUGUACACCACCCGGUGCUGUGGAUGUUGCCAUGUUCGAACUGGGACCAUUAUCUUGGGAACAUGGUACAUGGUAGUCAACCUGUUGAUGGGCAUCCUUCUGACUGUGGCCGUGACGCACCCAGAGAAUGUUCCUACCAUUGACUUGCAGUACGAGGUCAUUGACCAUUACUUUGCCUCCGACAGGAUGUCCGAAAAUGCUUGUGUUGGAUUUGCUAUCUCGCUGCUGAUGCUUACCAUCAGCGCCAUGAUGGUGUACGGAGCAAUCACUCAUCGUGACGGAUGGCUCAUCCCGUUUUUCUGCUACCAGCUGUUUGACUUUGCUCUGAGCUGCCUGGUGGCCAUCAGCUCUCUCACCUACCUGCCCAGGAUCAGAGACUACCUGGAUCAGCUGCCGGACUUCCCCUACAAGGAUUACCUUCUGUCUCUGAACUCCAGCUGUCUGCUGCUCUUUGUGCUCGUCUUCUUCGCCUUCCUCAUCAUCCUCAAGGCUUAUUUGAUCAACUGCGUGUGGAACUGCUACAAGUACAUCAACAACAGGAACAUGCCGGAAAUUGCUGUUUAUCCCACCUUUGAGACUCCUCCCCAGUACAUCCUACCCACUUAUGAGAUGGCAAUGAAGAUGCCAGAGAAGGACCCGCCUCCCCCUUACAUGCCAGCCUAAGCACCAGCCGUGUUGCCAACACACACACAUGCACACACACACACACACCAUCAUAUGCAUUCCUACAUACCCUCUCCAGCCCAUUCUGAACACCAUUGUGCCCUGAAUGAUGUUUUAUUUCAUCCUCCGUGCUGUCUAUCAUUUAGAGUGUUUGUAGAACAUCCUGGAGAUGUGAAAGGAAACGGGUGAGAAACGUCAGACUUGUGUGAAAAUGAGUGAAUGUGUGGUUUGAAAUAAAUAAAGCAAUGGAAGGAAUCCUCCACCCUUUUCUCCCUCCUACAACCUUUUUUUUUUAAUCUUAGUGAAAGAAUAUGUGGGAAAAUGAAGUAGCUAAAGACGUUUUCAUCGACCCAGCUCUGUUCCUAUCAGUGGAUCAAAUGAAGUGUUGAAAAUUUGUUUUUUAAAGAAGAAAAAUAACAACAAUCCACUUCUUAGACUAUUGUUGAAUUGUGUUCGUUAUCCUGUGUUUAAGACCAAGGCUGUUCCUUCUCGUCUUGAAUGUAGUCUUUAGCACCUAAUUUAGUUUUAUUUAUUUAGCUUUGCUGUAGUACGGUCCCCCUCCCCAGCAGACGCCAUCACCGCUUCGCUGCCAUGAUGUUCGAGUAAAGCUGCUAAAUGGUUUUUCCAGCUGGGGCUGAGAGAUUCUCGCCUCUGGAGCAAACGGCUUCGCUUGUGAACAUUAGUUGUUGCAUGCUUAUCAACACAUACUCCAUUACUUAACUGGUAAUAUGAUUUAAUCCAAGUGGAGAUACAAAUAACUUCAAUAAAUGUCUCUGAACAA
Molecule: messenger RNA, 1627 nt
Organism: Nothobranchius furzeri (turquoise killifish)
Lineage: Eukaryota; Metazoa; Chordata; Actinopteri; Cyprinodontiformes; Nothobranchiidae
Gene: laptm4a
Product: lysosomal protein transmembrane 4 alpha
Cellular component (GO): lysosomal membrane
Source: RefSeq, a predicted model, not a curated record